UUGGAGUGCUUCUUUCUCUCUCUUCUUCUUUCUAUGAAACUUUUGUAAGCUCCGAGUUUCAUCCUGCGUGGAUUACAGGUUUCUGCAAAUUUGUAGGCUACAUCGCGGAAUCGCCAUUAAAGGGCUAAAGCUUGCAUUCCUCAGCCUUUUCCCGUAGCUGAAGGUUACAAUUCUUGUUCUGAACCAUUGGUUUCUAUCUCACGGUGAGCCGAGAUUUCCGGGUUUUUCCGAAUCCAGGGUCCUGUCAAAAAAAAUGAGAGGCGUAAAUCGGUAUGUUCGUAAUCUACGAUCAGCCUUUUCUCAAAAAACACACCAUCAAACGGAUGUUCUUCGACGAGGGCAAAGGCAAAAGCAAUUGGUUCAUACCAAUUCUGAGUCCUUUUUUAUUGUCAAAUCAGAUAAAUUCCGAAGCCCAAAAUAUUUGAACUUAAGAGCUCUGUCAGUUGACGCAGCUAAACUUUGUAAUGGAGAUUAUAACGUGGCAGGGCCACUCGUCGAGUAUGAACGUAGAAUAGCUGCUGGUGAGCUUGUGGAUGGUGAUAGCUGUCAGGUGGGCACCCUGAGGGAACUUCAGAGACUCUAUGACGAACUUGUUAAUUCAGCUGAAGCGUGCCGGUUGGAUAGAUAUGCAGUAUCAGAAAAAUCAGGAAGGAGUAGGUGGUUGUGGUCUCGCUUCAUUCCUCAGUCAUCCUACUCUCCAGUUAAAGGUCUAUAUCUCUAUGGAGGAGUAGGCACUGGAAAAACUAUGUUAAUGGACUUGUUUUUUGAUCAGUUACCCAGCAAUUGGAGGAAAAAGAGGAUCCAUUUUCAUGACUUCAUGUUGAACGUUCAUAGUCGUUUGCAGCGGCACAAGGGUGUUGCUGAUCCACUUGAAGUCGUUGCAGGAGAGAUUUCAGAUGAGGCAAUUUUAUUAUGCCUAGACGAAUUUAUGGUGACAGAUGUGGCUGAUGCAUUGAUAUUAAAUCGUCUGUUUGGACAUCUUUUUAGCAAUGGCGUUAUCCUUGUUGCAACAUCAAAUCGUGCUCCAGAUAAACUGUAUGAAGGUGGAUUACAGAGAGAUCUUUUCCUGCCCUUCAUUUCCACAUUGAAGGAAAGGUGCGUGACUCAUGAAAUUGGUUCAGCAACUGACUAUCGGAAAAUGACUUCGGCAGAGCGAGGUUUCUACUUCGUUGGAAAUGGCGCAUCUACCUUUCUUAAGCAGAAGUUUCAACAAUUGAUCGGUAAAAGUAUAGCUCGCCCCCACGAGGUGGAGGUAGUGAUGGGCAGGAUUCUGCAAGUUCCAUCAGGAGCAAAUGGAUGUGCGUACUUCCCUUUUGAGGAACUCUGUAACAAACCGCUAGGAGCUGCAGAUUACUUCGGGUUGUUUAAAAAAUUUCACACCCUGGCAUUGGAAGGUAUCCCAAUAUUUGGACUCCACAACAGAACAUCAGCAUAUCGCUUUGUCACUUUGGUUGAUGUGAUGUAUGAAAAUAAAGCCAGAUUACUGUGUACAGCCGAAGGAAGUCCUCGUGAACUUUUCGAAAAGGUUGUAACCAUCUCUGAUGCUCAACAAAUUGCACCUAGAACCUCGGCACGGUCGCAGAAAAAUGAUGUUUCCGAUCUCUGUGUUGACAAUGAAUUGGGUUUCGCCAAAGACCGUACAAUUAGUAGAUUAACAGAGAUUAACAGCAAAGAAUACCUGGAACAACAUGCUCAACUUGUAGCAGAGAAGCGAAAAUGGCAAGAAGACGACAACCAGGAUGCUUUGCAAUCAUGAUUUGUGCUUCUGCAUCUUCGCGAUUAAGCAUAUAUCAUUUUUGUUGCUGUACUUCACUAUUUUAAAUUGCUAAAAUUAUAUAUUUACUGAUGAGAAAUAAUGAUAUGUAAAUUGAAACUUUUCUUUUUAUACAAACUAAGAAGAGUGUUACCCACAUAUUAGGAUGCAGAUUGAAGAAUUGGAACAUUUUAUUAUAAAGGGGAAUUGUGUAAAUAUGAAGUUUGGUAUAUGUAGGAUAAUUGUCGACCAA
Molecule: messenger RNA, 2006 nt
Organism: Cucurbita moschata (crookneck pumpkin)
Lineage: Eukaryota; Viridiplantae; Streptophyta; Magnoliopsida; Cucurbitales; Cucurbitaceae
Product: AFG1-like ATPase
Exons: 15
Coding region: 254-1756 (500 amino acids)
Cellular component (GO): mitochondrion; cytoplasm; chloroplast
Molecular function (GO): ATP binding; ATP hydrolysis activity
Source: RefSeq, a predicted model, not a curated record